UCUCAGGCGCUAUCGCCCUCGGCCUCGCCCUCCCUCGCUCACUGAUCAGUCGCACAUGCAACCAGAGAAGUGGUGAUUGGAAUUGGGGUAAAUUACAGUUCGAUUGCUCCGCGAUAGUUGUUCUUCCUUGAUCAGGCAAUUACAUUGAUGGCACCUAAGAGGCAGACUCGUUGGCCAUUUGGAUCCAUGUCACGUAGUAUAGAUUCACACCACGAUGAUUCACAAUCAGUUCCAUCCCAUCAUCCAAACCCAAACCCAGUCCCGCCACAUCUACAUCAUCCCGAAGAGGACUUGAUCCACUCACAAUCCAACCCCCAAAACUCACAUAGUCAGCAAGGUACAAGCUCUAUGUCAUCUACUGCCAAGAAAGGAAGAGGAAUAUCAAGACAAAUUUCAAAGUGGGGAAAGGAGAAGAUUCAUAUUGAAUUUGAUGCUGAAGGACAACCAGUUGGGGAGAUGGCAACUAAGUUGGAAACCCAACUAGGUGUGAUGGUAAGGAGUAUUGCUCCCCUUACAUUUACUGAUUGGAGAUCACCGGGGAUGGAACCAUAUAAGGAGCGCAUCUGGCAAGAGGUCUUGGUAAGUAAAUAACAUCUCUGAUUCUUAGUUAUCUGACUCUAAACUUUUAUACUCUAAUAAGGAUAU
Messenger RNA from Diospyros lotus (date-plum), 645 nucleotides. RefSeq lists its product as uncharacterized. The transcript has 3 exons. The coding region runs from base 148 to 591 and encodes 147 amino acids. The record is from RefSeq and is a predicted model, not a curated record. Lineage: Eukaryota; Viridiplantae; Streptophyta; Magnoliopsida; Ericales; Ebenaceae.